This is a messenger RNA of Ictidomys tridecemlineatus (thirteen-lined ground squirrel), 2282 nucleotides long. NCBI's taxonomy places the organism in Eukaryota, Metazoa, Chordata, Mammalia, Rodentia, Sciuridae. The record is from RefSeq and is a predicted model, not a curated record.
AAAAACUUUUUAUAAAGACAGCGCGGCUGGAGCAGCUCAGUUCCCACUUGGUCAGUACCUAGCAGAGCUGCCGGUGCCUCCUCAGAACAUCUCUGGAUUGCUGCUUGUGGCUGACGCAGGCGACGCACCAAGACAGAGAGCCCCAGGUGCAGACCCCCUCUUCCUCGGCCACCAGGUUGAAUCUUGGUCCUGCAGAAGUGACCCUGUGGCCCUUGUCCUGAGACAAGUCACAGAAGUGACCCUGUGGCCUUGCACCCUCUUCUAUGACUCCGUCUGGAUUUGGCUGGCUGUGGAGACAAGCUCGGAGGGGCUGCCUGGGUCUCGGUGGGGCAUCAGCCAGCUCUCUGGCCACCAUGGUGAAUGCCAGGAACUGAGGGGACAAGCUCUCCAGCCUCAGCAGAGGGACUCAGGACGUGAUGGAGAACAAGGCCAUGUAUCUGCACACCGUGAGCGACAGGGACACCGGCUCCAUCUUUGAGGAGCCCUUCGAUGGCAGGAGCCUGUCCAAGCUGAACCUGUGUGAGGAUGGUCCAUGCCACAAACGGCGGGCAGGAGGCUGUUGUACCCAGCUGGGCUCUCUGUCAGCCCUGAAGCAUGCUGUCCUGGGGCUGUACCUGCUGGUGUUCCUGAUUCUCGUGGGCAUCUUCAUCUUAGCAGUGUCCAGGCCCCGCAGCUCCCCGGACGACCUGAAGGCGCUGACUCGCAAUGUGAACCGGCUGAAUGAGACCUUCCGGGACUUGCAGCUGCGGCUGCUGCAGGCUCCGCUGCAAGCGGACCUGACAGAGCAGGUGUGGAAGGUGCAGGACGCGCUGCAGAACCACUCGGACUCGCUGCUGGCGCUGGCGGGCGCGGUGCAGAGGCUGGAGGGCGCGCUGUGGGGCCUGCACGCGCAGGCGGCUCAGACGGAGCAGGCGGUGGCCCUGCUGCGGGACCGCACGGGCCAGCAGAGCGACGCGGCGCAGCUGGAGCUGUACCAGCUGCAGGUGGAGAGCAACCGCAGCCAGCUGCUGCUGCGGCGCCACGCGGGCCUGCUGGACGGGCUGGCCCGAAGGGUGGGCGUCCUGGGCGAAGAGCUGGCCGACAUGGGCGGCGCGGUGCGUGGCCUCAAUCACAGCCUGUCCUACGACGUGGCCCUCCACCACACGCGGCUGCAGGACCUGCAGGUCCUGGUGAGCAACGCCAGCGAGGACACGCGCCGCAUGCGGCUGGUGCACAUGGACCUGGAGCUGCAGCUCAAACAGGAGCUGGCCACGCUCAACACGGUGACCGAGGACCUGCGCCUCAAGGACUGGGAGCACUCCAUCGCGCUGAGAAACAUCUCCCUCGCCAAAGGGCCACCUGGACCCAAAGGUGACCAGGGGGAUGAAGGAAAGGAAGGCAAGCCUGGCAGCCCGGGACUACCUGGACUUCGAGGUCUUCCAGGGGAGAGAGGUACCCCAGGACUGCCUGGCCCCAAGGGCGAUGAUGGGAAGCUGGGGGCCACAGGCCCAAUGGGCAUGCGCGGGUUCAAAGGUGACCGAGGCCCGAAAGGAGAGAAAGGGGAGCGAGGAGACCGAGCCGGGGAUGCCAGUAAGCGAGUCCUCCCGGGUCACUGGGUGCUGUGCCCACAGGGUUGGAGCUCUUGCCCAUCCCCAUGAGGUCGGGGUCCGGGGACUAGAACCACAUGCUGCGGUCAAGUGUCAAAGAGGCUCCCUCCCUUCUGGGGGGCUCUGCUGGUCCAGCAAGAUUUUGCCAGACCCCAGGGGCGGAGGCUGUUUCUGGAGGUGGUGACAACCUGUGCUUGUGUGGGUGAAUCUGGAGGCUCCCCGCUGGCGGCCUCUGGAGCUGGCUGUGUGCAAUCACAGUGCCUCGGUAUUCUCACUACAGAAUGGGGACAAGAAGAGUCCUUGCCUCCUAGGGUCAAGGUCAGAGUUAAAGGAGUCGAUCUAUGUGAAGUUCUUCACCUGGUUAGGACUCGGGACGCGCCAUUAUCGUCAUUCCUUCCCAGGCACCAAUUCAGACCUCCUUCCUAAAAUCAUCAGAGGCGCUUGCCAAAACUCAGUCACCGACCUUACGAAAAAUGGGGUGUUACAGAGGGAAGAACACAGAAGCCAAGCGGAAUCUCCUGUUUCCCUCCCUUGCCGCUCAGAGGGUGGUGAGGUUGGAGACACUGUUAUCUGGCCGACCACCCAGAUGCCCCGGUCUCCCUGCAGCGGGCACAGGGGUGCUGCCUUAUCUGGCUGUGCCGCUCUCUUUUAGGGUGUACGUGUAGAAUCUCGGAGAGAUUGCCAGACAAGAAUGAA